Messenger RNA from Halteromyces radiatus, 1004 nucleotides. RefSeq lists its product as uncharacterized. Gene Ontology annotation, molecular function: protein farnesyltransferase activity; CAAX-protein geranylgeranyltransferase activity. Gene Ontology annotation, cellular component: cytoplasm; CAAX-protein geranylgeranyltransferase complex; protein farnesyltransferase complex. The record is from RefSeq and is a predicted model, not a curated record. Bases 29 to 937 code for a protein of 302 amino acids. Lineage: Eukaryota; Fungi; Mucoromycota; Mucoromycetes; Mucorales; Cunninghamellaceae. The transcript is spliced from 6 exons. Gene Ontology annotation, biological process: protein farnesylation; protein geranylgeranylation.
CUUAUAUCUCAUCUCAUUUUCCUAAGUUAUGGAUCUACCUUAUAGUGAACGUCCUGAAUGGUCCGAUGUUGUACCAAUUCCACAGGAUGAUGGUCCUAAUCCUCUUGUACCUAUUGCCUAUUCUUCAGAUUAUAUUGAUGCCAUGAAUUACUUUCGAGCUGUAUCAAGAAACAAUGAAAAAUCUGAACGCGUUUUAGGAUUGAUCAGUGAUAUCAUUGAAAUGAAUCCUGCUCAUUAUACUGUAUGGCGAUAUCGACAACAAGUGCUAUUUGAAUUGAACGCUGAUCUUCAAAAAGAAUUGAAUUUUGUGGAUGAGAUUGCAGGUGGUCAAGCAAAGAACUACCAAGUAUGGCAUCAUCGUCUUGUUAUUGUCGACAAAUUGAAUAAUGGUGAUCGUGAAUUACCUUUUCUUAAUGGUAUUCUGGAUGAUGAUUCAAAGAACUAUCAUGCUUGGUCAUAUAGACAAUGGGUAGUCAAAAGAUUUAAUUUAUGGGAUCAAGAUUUGAAGUACACUGAUGAUAUGUUAUUACUUGACGUACGAAACAAUUCUGCAUGGAAUUAUCGAUACUAUGUCUUAUUCUCUAAUCCUAACAAGCCGACCAAGGAAACAAUUCAACAAGAAAUUGAAUUCACCAAAAAUAAAAUACAUCUAGCUCCAAAUAAUCCAUGUGGAUGGUCUUAUCUUAAAGCAAUUUUGGAAAAAGCCAAUCAACCUUUAUAUACCAUUGAAACUUUCUUCCAAGAUUUGAUCUCAAAUCAUAUUAUCUCUCCUCAUUUAUAUUCAACCUUGAUUGACAUGCAUCUUCAAAAGGCGAAAUUGGAACAUACAAAUGUGGAUACCAUUGCUUUAACAUAUUGUGAUCAACUGGCUACGGAAUACGAUCCUAUUCGAAAAAAGUAUUGGCUGUACAAGAAAUCAACUCUCUCUACCGCAUGACAUUUUUUUUUUAAUGUAAAACCAUAUAGGAAGAUUGGAUAGUAUUGUAUUGUAGAUAGUUUUAUCC